AUGGUGCCACCCGAUGUGUCUUCUCUGAAUAUCCUUGAGGUAAGUACCACCAAUGCUCAUGUAACUGAUCUCAAUAAUGCUAUGGGUACAUAUAAGUUGCCGCUAAGGCAAAAUCGUGGUGUUCCUCCUAACAGGUUUUCUCCCGAAGGAAGAGUGAGGUAUCCAAUAGCAAAUUAUGUGUCAUGCAAGAAUCUUGCACCGAAACGUCAAGCAUGGGUGAAUAAUGUGGAAGCAAUCCAAGUAUUAACCCGAGUUAAGGAGGCCUUGAAGGAUCCUAAAUUGGCUGCUGCAAUGGAUGAACAAAUGAUAGCAUUACAUAAAAAUGAUACAUGGGAGGAAACUUUUUCACCAGUAGCCAAGAUGAAUACGAAGAAGUAUACAUGGAUUUUCCUCCGGGGUAUAAUGCCGGAGGGAAAACGGAAUGACAUGAUAAUAACAGUUGAUGAUUCAGAAGAGAUGAUGAAACUAGAACAGAGUCUUGCCGCCAAAUUUGAGAUGAAGAAUUUGGCAGAUUUAAAGUAUUACCUUGGAGUAGAAGUAGGUCAUUUGUGUAGAGUGAGUGUGGUUAGUCAGUUUAUGCACUCAUCAAGUGUGGAUAAUAUGGCAGCAGUGAUGAGAAUUUUGGCAUAUUUAAAGUCUGCCCCGGGAAAAGAGAUUUUGUAUAAGCACCAUAGGCAUAUGAGGAUUGAAAGAUUUACUGAUGCUGAUUGGGCAGGUGAUGUGACUGAUAAACGGUCUACGUCCAAAUAUUUACAUUCGUUGGAGGAAGAUGCGAUGAAAUUGUAUUGA
Messenger RNA from Pyrus x bretschneideri (Chinese white pear), 789 nucleotides. RefSeq lists its product as uncharacterized. The transcript is spliced from 6 exons. Bases 1 to 789 code for a protein of 262 amino acids. The record is from RefSeq and is a predicted model, not a curated record. Lineage: Eukaryota; Viridiplantae; Streptophyta; Magnoliopsida; Rosales; Rosaceae.